CAAAUCGUGAAAUUAGGGUCGCCUUCUUCUUCUCGACAUCGUCAAUUUGUCAUCGGAAGAAUCUUCAAGUGCUGAGAAAGUGAAAAAAACAUGAUUCUACGCGAGUUCAUCCAUCAACCACUUCUCCUUCACUCUUUCUCGAAAUGGUGUCAAUCUCUUUUACCAUGCCCGGAUUGUUCCAAUCCAUUCUGAUUCCAGAAUCGAUCGGAUCCAUCCGAUGUGCGGCGUCGACAUCCGUAGGAAGCGGUGGUGAUCGGAAAGUUUCUUCAAGGUUGUCGCAGUUGCAAUAAAUGCUAAUCCAACACAUCACUCUAGACCAUGUUACACUUAACUAGAAGCAGUGGUUCUGGAGGCCAGAACGAUAACGAAUGCCUGACCUUUUUCUUGUGCCUUUUUUACCGUUCUUUGCAUAGUAGUUUUUGGCUACUUUAUAUCUCAAUGCUUCACAUGUACCAAUUCUCUUUCAGUUAAGUCACAGGAUCUGAGAGAAAAUCUUACAGACGAGGCAACAUCGACCAUGCAUGCACUUGAGAAAAACUACAGGCGGUUAUUUAUACAUGUUCCAUCUCCACCAUCGGAAGAACAAAAGAAGAGAAAAUUGUAAAGCUGGCUGCGAAAGCUGACAACAAUAAACGACUUAAAUGCAAGAAAGUUCUUUUAGAGAAGAACUCUGCGAGAAGAAGCUGCGGCAGUUAUGAACUUAAGAUGAUUAAACUUCAAACCAUACAAUAAAGUCCAGGUUGAUUCUAAAGCUUUUAAACCAUACAAUAAAGUCCCAAUAGAAGUGCUCUAAAUUUUUUUUUAAUUUUUGCUUAUUUUUAAAGUGAGACCCAAUAGAAGUGCUCUAAAUUUACCGGUUCAUUUAGCUUCAAUUGAACCGGUCACUGUGCCAAUCUAAUUGAACCGGUCGUCUUUGCUCACUCUUUCUAAGUGUUUGCAGUUUACUCACACUUUUUACACACACUUCACUCGUUUGCACAUUUGUUAAAGUUUACGGAGAGAACAAAAUCAAGGCGAAUCGAAAAUGUUGGCUAAGGUUUAUAGUAGAUCGGAAUUUUCUGCUACUGCUUAUGCGAGAUUGUUCAGUACGAGAUUGGGUAACGGCGCCGCCAAGAAAAGUAGUAAGGUUGAGAAGAGUAAGCCUUCUUUGAGCGGAGGAACGUUUGGAGGAGAGAGUUUGAAAUUGAGGAGUGGGUCUCAUUAUAUCAAAAGCUUAGAUGAUGCCAUUGAUCUGUUCGAUUACAUGGUUCGAUCUCGUCCCCUCUAUUCGGAAAUUGAUUUUAAUAAACUAAUUGGUGUCGUCGUGAAGAUGAAACGUCCCGAUGUUGCGAUUUCUCUCUAUCAGAAGAUGGAAUUGCGCCGGAUUCCAUUUAAUAUAUACAACUUUUCUACUCUGAUGAAAUGUUAUUGCAGCUGUCAUAAGUUGCCCUUUGCUUUGUCUACGUUUGGAAAGAUCACUAAACUUGGUUUCCAGCCUAAUGUUGUUACGUUUAACACGCUGCUCCACGGGUUAUGUCUCCAAGAUAGGCUCUCUGAAGCCUUGGCUUUAUUUGAUCAUAUGGUUGAAACUGGACUAACAACACCCAAUGUCGUGACCUUCAGCACACUCAUGAACGGUCUUUGUAUGGAGGGUCGAGUUCUCGAAGCAACGGCUCUGCUUGAUCGGAUGGUUGAAGAAGGUCAUCAACCUGACGAGGUUACUUACAGAACUAUUGUAAGUGGAAUGUGUAAGAUGGGUGACACUGAAUCUGCCUUGAAUCUGCUUAGGAAUAUGGAGCAAACCCACAUCAAACCCGGUGUUGUAAUCUAUACUGCCAUCAUCGAUCGUCUUUGCAAAGACGGGCACCACAGCCAUGCUCGACAUCUUUUCACUGAAAUGCUUGAGAAAGGCAUUUUUCCCAAUGUUGUUACCUACAACUGUAUGAUCGAUGGUUGUUGUAGAUAUGGUAAAUGGAGUGAUGCCGAGCAACUGCUACGUGAUAUGAUCAAAAGAAGUGUCGACCCAAAUGUUGUAACUUUCAAUGCAUUGAUCAAUGCAUUUGUCAAAGAAGGAAAGGUCUCUGAGGCUGAAGAAUUAUACAGUGAGAUGCUUCGAAUGGAUAUAUUUCCUGAUACAUUCACAUAUAAUUCAUUGAUUAAUGGAUUUUGCAAGCAUAGUCGUCUAGAUGAUGCAAAGCGCAUGUUUAAUUUGAUGGUUAGCAAUGGCUGCUCUCCAAAUAUAAUCACCGUAAAUACUCUCAUAGAUGGAUGCUGUAGGGCUAAGAGGUUAGACGCUGGAAUGAAACUCCUCCAUGAGAUGUCUAAAAGAGGCUUAGUUCCUGAUACAGUUUCUUACAACACUCUUAUUCACGGGUUUUGUCAAGUGGGGGAUCUUAAUGCUGCUCAAGACCUUUUCCAGGAGAUGAUAUCUCAUGGUGUGUCCCCUAAUAUCGUGACUUGUGGCAGUUUGCUGGAUGGUUUCUGCAAUGAUAUGAAAAUAGAUAAGGCAUUGAAAUUGUUUGAGGUUAUGCAGAAGAGUAAGAUGGAUCUUGACACUGCUAUAUAUAACAUCAUCAUCCAUGGAAUGUGCAAAAGUAGUAAGGUAGAUGAAGCAUGGGAUUUGUUCAAUAGUCUCCCCCUCAAUGGUGUGAAACCUGAUGUUCAAACGUAUAAUAUAAUGAUCAGCUCAUUUGUCAAAGAAGGGAACUUUCUAAGGGCUGAAGAAUUAUAUGCUGAGAUGUUCCGAAAAGGUGUAGUCCUUGAUACUUUCAUCUAUACCUCAAUGGUUGAUGGGUUAUGCAAGCAGAACCGCCUAGAUGAAGCUAGACAGAUGUUUGAUUCCAUGGCUAGCAAGGGCUGCUCCCCAGACUUAGUGACUUUUAGUACACUCAUUAAUGGCUACUGUAAGGCUAAAAAGGUUGACGAUGGAUUGGAGCUUUACUGUGAGAUGUAUCGAAGAGGAAUAGUUGCCGAUACAAUAACUUACAACACUUUGAUUCAUGGGUUUUGUCAAGUGGGUGAUCUUAAUGGCGCCCUUGACAUUUUCCAGGAGAUGGUUUCUAGUGGUGUAUGUCCUGAUACCAUUACUUACAGCACUUUGAUUCAUGGGUUUUGUCAAGUGGGUUAUCUUAAUGGCGCCCGUGACAUUUUCCAGGAGAUGGUUUCUAGUGGUGUGUGUCCUGAUACUAUUACUUUCCACGGUAUGCUGACAGGUUUAUUUAGUAAGGAGGAACUAAAAAAAGCAAAGGCAAUGUUGGAGGAUCUGCAAAAGAGUGUGCCUGGAUCAUUAAUUGAAGGAUGAACGAAAGAAUUGGAAGAUUCAAUGCCAUCUUCUGUAAUUCCACAUUUCUACACGUCUACUAGCUUCUGCAAUUGAAAUUUCUGCUUUUACUUAGUUCAGGAAAAGAAAACGAAAUGUCAAAAAGUAAUGUGAUGUUCUGUAAUGAUGAACUCGAUUGUUCAUUCAUAAUCCUGCAUUUAUGUUCAUUCACUGACUCAAUUGGUCAGUUCCA
Molecule: messenger RNA, 3491 nt
Organism: Camelina sativa (false flax)
Lineage: Eukaryota; Viridiplantae; Streptophyta; Magnoliopsida; Brassicales; Brassicaceae
Source: RefSeq, a predicted model, not a curated record